UCAGCCUCAGCCUUUUUGCUCUCUGCUCUCCAGCAGUUUCAUCGCUCAGCGGGCAGCGCUGGCUCGCUCCGAUAUUUCAGCUCGCUGUGGAUUGUGGGAGUCCAGGAGGACGUUGCCCAGGCUUGUUCCAAGAGAACCGGAGACAUUUUUCGCCGUGCCCUGUUUUAGCUUGACACUGGUAGCGCUCUCAGCACCAUGUCCAGCCGAGGAGGAAAGAAGAAGUUGACCAAGACAUCCCGGUCCACCAAGGCCGGGGUCAUCUUCCCUGUGGGACGCAUGCUGCGCUACAUCAAGAGGGGCCUGCCCAAAUAUCGUAUCGGGGUGGGAGCACCCGUCUACCUGGCUGCUGUCCUCGAGUAUCUUACUGCGGAGAUCUUGGAGUUGGCCGGUAAUGCAGCCAGAGACAACAAGAAGGGUCGUGUCACACCACGACACAUCCUGCUGGCCAUUGCCAACGAUGAGGAGUUGAACCAGUUGCUGAAAGGGGUGACUAUCGCAGCAGGUGGAGUCCUGCCCAACAUCCACCCAGAGCUGCUGGCUAAGAAGAGAGGAGCAAAGGGAAAACUGGAGACACCAGUCUCACCCGCCCCCGAGAAGAAACCCAAACCUGUCAAGAAAACAGCGACCAAGAAACUGAGUGGGAAAAAGGCCGGAGGGAAGGCUAAGAAGCAGGGUGAGGUGAGCAAGGCAGCGUCGGCAGAUAGCACCACAGAGGGAUCUCCAGUUGACAGCUUCACCGUGCUCUCCACCAAGAGCCUCUUCCUGGGUCAAAAGCUGAACCUUAUCCACAGCGAGGUCAGUAACUUGGCUGGCUUUGACGUGGAGGGGGUCAUCAACCCCACAAAUGCUGAACUUGAACUUAAAGAUGAUCUAGGCUCUGCUCUGGAAAAGAAGGGAGGGAAGGAGUUCACUGAAGCGCUGCAGGAGCUGAAGAAGAAAAACGGCCCCCUGGAGGUCGCGGGCGCUGUGUUGACUGCCGGCUUUGGUCUGCCUGCCAAGUACGUCAUCCACUGUAACAGUCCAGGCUGGGGCUCCGACAAGUGCGAGGAGAUGCUGGACAAGACGGUGAAGAACUGCCUGGCUCUGGCCGACGAAAAGAAACUCAAGUCUGUGGCUUUCCCCUCCAUUGGUAGCGGAAGGAAUGGUUUCCCGAAGCAGACAGCGGCCCAGCUGAUCCUUAAGGCCAUCUCCAGCUACUUUGUGGCCACCAUGUCUUCCACCAUCAAGACCGUCUACUUUGUCCUGUUUGACAGCGAGAGCAUUGGGAUCUAUGUGCAGGAAAUGGCCAAACUGGAGACGAGCUAAAGGAGUUUGGAGCACUCGCCUCCUUCUCCCUUUUUCCCCACUCUGUUUUUUUCCUGCAAGGAAAUAGGAAGGUGUUUACUCGUGAUUUGUUUAAUAUGAAGAAAAGAAGAAUCUUUCUAUAGGCCGGGAACUUGUUUUUGCAUCAUUUGUAUUUUUCCUAUAUUGUUUUUAAUUUCUUAUUUACUUGUCACCUCUGGCGUUAAAAUGUAUAAGUGCACUGUUCAUUCUGCGGUCUUUUCAUUCGAAACAGUGCCACACAGAACAGAUUUAACAAGUGGAAAAAAUCCACUUUAAAAUGUACUUUUCAUGGUAUAAAAUAUGUUAUGAGAGAUAGCUACACCUCAAUUACCAGGCUUCCAGAGAAGUCCGCUGAAUACGGGUUAAUGCAUGUAAUGGCAGUAAAGAUAGUAAAAACAGCUAUUCUCUUUCUUUUGAUGUUAAAAGCUCAAGAUUUGAUUCAGUGGGACUUUUUUUUCAGUAUCAAUUUUCAGUAUCAUGUUUUGGAACAUCUCAGUUGUUAAUAGUACUGUAUAAUGAAAGGUAAAGGAUAAAGUAAAUUUCUGUUUGUUCUACUUUGGUCUUCAGGAGACUAAUAUAACAGAGUUAUGGAAUGAGUUUUUGUGUUGUGUGUUGCAAAAAGUGGGUUUCUUUGUGUGCUGCAGAGACCUUAAAUUUCUCCAAACAAUGGAUCCAAAAAAAUAAUUUUAUUGUCAUGUAAAUGCCCCGUAUAUUAUUUUCUCAUCCUGGUACCAGUGGUACUGUAAAAUGAACACCUCUUGGUUGUCAAUUACAGUAAAAAUAAAUACAGUAAAUGGUAGCAUUGGAAGUUGGAGGUUUUUGCAGGGCACAAAUGGUUUAUAUUGUGUGUUCCUAUCAGUGUUUAUAUAGAUGGAGUAUUUGUGAAAUGUUAUAGUAAAGUAUUAGACUCUAACAUAGAUUUUUAUUUUCUAUUUUAAUUUUCACACUGAUUCUUAAAGGCACAGCUGAUUUUGAAGAAAAAAAUAGAGUUUUUUGAUUUUCCCUUGUGUGUGUUUUGUCUUUGUUAAGCCAUAAAACAACUUCUCAUUCUUGCUGGAGAUGGAGGCUCUCUGCUGUUGUUUUGGUUUGCUCUUUCAUUCAGCCGCCACUAGAUGGCUUCCUCUAAUCAAGAAUUGGAUUUUUCAUCUCAGCCAUUUUCUGUCCAGCAGCAGGCCUCUUCACACAGACGCUGGUCGAUUUGAGUUGGAUUUGAAUUGGGACUGACGGACGUAUAUAUAUAUAUAUAUGAGGAACCCGACUGCUCUGCUGCAUUUGGACUUUUCAAAAGCCUAACUUUCUUAUGAAAAAAAUGCUUUCUAAAGAAUUGCUACAAUUGAUGAUUCUACAAAAGGUCUGUACACACUCCGGUAAUAAAAUACCUUUAAAAACAA
Messenger RNA from Micropterus dolomieu (smallmouth bass), 2714 nucleotides. Its product is annotated as core histone macro-H2A.1. Gene Ontology annotation, cellular component: nucleosome. Gene Ontology annotation, molecular function: protein heterodimerization activity; structural constituent of chromatin; DNA binding. Bases 196 to 1305 code for a protein of 369 amino acids. NCBI's taxonomy places the organism in Eukaryota, Metazoa, Chordata, Actinopteri, Centrarchiformes, Centrarchidae. The record is from RefSeq and is a predicted model, not a curated record. The transcript is spliced from 9 exons.